AUGGCAUCCGGCUGGGCUCCUGACACGAAUCCUAUCGAGCUCGCUGAUGGUACUCUGAUUUGCGAAAGGCAUCGUCAAAUCAUCUGUCAUGUAUGUUGCUGUGAUUAUAGCUUCGCACAAGAGCUUCGCGAUGAGGAGGAACAGGCUCUUGAAGAUGCCGGGAAUGAAGGUCUACAAACCUUCUCUCAAGCUCACUCUGGCGAUGAACUUGGACAUUCGACGGAUUUUUUCUAUUCUGUUGCUACUACACCUCGUCACCCUACUGCAAUGAACAGUUCCGGUUCUCGAGAUAGACCCGAAAUGCCCUUCGCGUCGGGAUCCAUCCCCUCCAUGACCAAAUUUGUCCCACCUAGGUCUACCGACAGCCCCAAAAUGCUUUUCGAAAGAGCCCAUCGUUUCAUUCGACGUACAAAUCCUCACGAAAUACUCAUCUACACGGAUGGCGCCUGUUUAUCUAAUGGCCUCUCCAAUCUACGUGGCGGUUGCGGUUUCAUUGCUUCCCCAACGCACAAAGUCAAGUUCAGACUCGAAAACACCGGCCCAACUGAUGAACCCCACCCUCAAACUAGUAACCGCGCCGAGUUGCGCGCCGUGAUUGCCGCACUCCAAUAUCAUUACUGGCAAGGUGAUUGCUUGGGGUCUUGGACUCGUCUCGUCAUCGCUACGGACUCCGAAUACGUUGUUUUGGGAGCAACAGAACGGAUCCGCGGCUGGAUCACGCGGGGCUGGCGAACAAGCGCCGGAAAACCGGUCAAAAAUCAAGAUUUAUGGAAGAAGCUGAUACACCAGAUCCAGAAGUUGGAUGAGCCAUCGAGAUGCAUAUACCCUCCUCAUGGCACAUCAGUUUCAUUUUGGAGGAUUCCAAGGGAGUGGAAUCAAGAUGCAGAUGUGGAGGCAAAGAAGGGAGCUGAGCUGGAGGACGUGCAAAGAUACACGAAAAUUCUCGGGUUGAUGGUUUGA
This is a messenger RNA of Sclerotinia sclerotiorum 1980 UF-70, 960 nucleotides long. RefSeq lists its product as hypothetical. Gene Ontology annotation, biological process: DNA replication, removal of RNA primer. The transcript has a single exon. The coding region runs from base 1 to 960 and encodes 319 amino acids. Gene Ontology annotation, molecular function: nucleic acid binding; RNA-DNA hybrid ribonuclease activity. NCBI's taxonomy places the organism in Eukaryota, Fungi, Ascomycota, Leotiomycetes, Helotiales, Sclerotiniaceae. The record is from RefSeq and is a predicted model, not a curated record.